This is a messenger RNA of Silurus meridionalis, 2729 nucleotides long. It is a transcript of the gene gcgra, whose product is annotated as glucagon receptor a. The coding region runs from base 482 to 2020 and encodes 512 amino acids. The transcript has 14 exons. Gene Ontology annotation, cellular component: plasma membrane. Gene Ontology annotation, molecular function: glucagon receptor activity; peptide hormone binding. Gene Ontology annotation, biological process: cell surface receptor signaling pathway; adenylate cyclase-activating G protein-coupled receptor signaling pathway. The record is from RefSeq and is a predicted model, not a curated record. NCBI's taxonomy places the organism in Eukaryota, Metazoa, Chordata, Actinopteri, Siluriformes, Siluridae.
CGUGUGUGUAUGCGCGUGUGUGUGCGUGCGUGCGCGAUUGUGUGCGCGCGUGCGCGCGUGCGUGUAUGUCAGCCAGUUGCGCGCUUCAAGGCGACUCCACGCAUAAAAUCCAUAGAGUGAAGUGGAAACAGCAGCAACCGCAACGACAUAAUCUUCAUUAUCAGCACCGACGCCGAACAGCACGAGGAGCGGAUCUCUCUCUCUCGCGCGCGCGCGUAUCGGUGGUGCCCAGGAGUGGAUUUAGGAGCGCGCGCUGCGGCGAUGAAGUUUUUCGGGAAAUGAGCGCGUGCGACGCAGAGACCCUGGACGCGCGCGCGGAGUAGUGAACCCUCAAAAAAAAAGAAAAAAAAAUUGGGGAAGAAACCCGAACAACACGGAGCUUAGGCAGUGUGGUGACCCUUCAAGGACUCCUAUGAGGUGAUCCCCACCUUAGCCACCCUCAGGCCCCCCCACCUAACGUCAGCAGCAGCACGACAAAGGGAUGUCACAAGCAUUUCUUCUGAGCCUGAUCAUUUUCUUCUCCUGCACCCAGGUGUCCUCUGCCUUGUCCAUGAAACUUUUAAUGAGAGAGUGGAUGAACUAUGAAGAUGAAUGUCUCAAGAAUAACAGCAGAGAACCACAAACCACGGGUCUUAUGUGUAAUAGGACGUUCGAUAAAUAUGCCUGUUGGCCAGAUGGUUUGCCAAACACCACGGUGAGCGUCCCCUGCCCCAAGUACCUGCCCUGGCACACAAAAGUCCAAAAUGGCCUGGUUUAUCUGGAGUGCAAAGCUGAUGGCCAGUGGGCCAAACAGAAGAACGCGAGUGAAUGUGAAAGAAAUGACCUGGAACAGAUUGAAACGCAAUACUAUUUCAAGAUCCUUAGUAAAUUCAGGGUCAUAUACACUGUCGGAUAUUCCCUCUCACUGGGAGCACUGGUGCUGGCACUUGGUAUCCUGGUGGCCUUCAGGAAGCUGCACUGUAUGAGGAACAACAUUCACAUGAACCUGUUUGCCUCCUUCAUCCUGCGAGCUGCAGCCAUUUUUAUCAAAGAUGCAUUGCUGGAGAAACCCAACAUCAACCCCGGCACCACCACGGACCUCGAGAUGGACCUGUUCGUCAAGAACGAAGUUUUACAGCCAGAUGUUGGCUGCAGGAUUGCUGUAGUGAUGAUGCAGUACAGUAUCAUAGCAAACAGCCACUGGCUGCUGGUGGAAGGGAUCUAUCUGCACAACCUGCUAGCAGUCACUGUGCUGACUGAGGGGAACCACUUCAGCAUCUACCUGUGCAUCGGCUGGGGAGCACCGCUGAUCUUUGUUCUGCCCUGGAUCAUCGUGAAGUAUAUCUACGAGAACGAGAAUUGCUGGGAACAGAACAUCAACAUGGGGUACUGGUGGAUUAUCCGUUCUCCCAUCCUCCUGGCAGUUUUGAUCAACUUCUUCAUCUUUAUACGCAUCAUUAAGAUCCUGGUGUCCAAGCUGAGGGCUCACCAAAUGAGAUACUCGGAUUACAAAUUCCGGCUUGCAAAGUCCACCCUCACCCUCAUCCCUCUGCUCGGGUGUCAUCUGGUCCUGUUUUCCUUCGUCACUGAUGAGUCUACCUCAAACGGUGCCAUCACCCUGCGGCUCACCAAACUCUUCAUCGACCUCGUCUUCAACUCCAUCCAGGGGCUGCUGGUGGCCAUCCUGUACUGCUUUGUCAACAAAGAGGUUCAGUCCGAGAUCCUGAAGUUCUGGAAGCGCUGGAGGGGGAAGGAUAUCGACGAGGACUACCGUCACACAUACAGCAACACGGCCCAGGUGACCAACAACAAACCCGUCGCUUCCAGCAAGCUCAAGCUGCGGGACGUCACGUGCAUGAGUUCGGCCGUCUGCUGCUCCGAGGAGAAGCAGCUCCUAGCGCUCGGCUGCCACAACGGCACGGUCGGCACGCAUACGACUUCUAAAUCGCCCGAGGGAACCAGCAGCAGCAACAGCACGCCAGCCGAGGAGCCGAUGGUGUGCCAUCAGGAUCCACGAGGGAGCAUCGAGAUGAACAUGUGAACACGUGAGGACACGUGUGUCAGAGAUGCGCUGUAGGCACACGAGCCCGCAGUCCGAGCGAGCAGCACCAAGAUGUGUGUGUGUGUGUGUGUGUGUGUGUGUGUGUGUGUGUGCGCAUGUCAUGUGGACGAGUGUUUGAGCACCUCAGUCAUGUGAGCUUUCCAUCUCAUGUGGGGAAAAAAAGAAAACAAGUGGUUGUAACAUGUUCACACGGCACAUCAUCACACCACCACUGCACCCUCAGCGCACGGACCUGAAUGAAGACAUGCUGAAAAAAAGACUUCAACAACAUGAACCUCAGAUGGACACAGGAACCUGGAGCAUACCUUUUAUCUCUGUAAAGGGGUCGACAGUUCGGAUGCCUGUGGAUCGCCAAGUCCUCAACCUUUUCAGGGUCCAUUCUGACAGUGCAAUGAUCGUGAAAGCCAAAUCACAAUAAUGAAAAUAAGUUAAAGAAAAUUUAUUUGUGACCAAGAACCUAAAAAAUCUAAUGACUGUCUCUAAAUUCUUUAACGAUGUCUUGGGGUACAUUUUUAUUUUUUCCGAAAGCCGCUUUUAGUUAUUUGUGCACUGUAACUUGUCAGGUUUAAUUAUUGCUGUUGUUUUUUUUUUUAAUAUAUACAUUAUAUUGCCAAAAGUCUGUGGACACCUGGUCAUAAGUGUGAUAUGUGCUUUUUGAGCAUCGCAUUCCACAAUUAGUCCCAAUUUG